Molecule: messenger RNA, 576 nt
Organism: Blastocystis hominis
Lineage: Eukaryota; Bigyra; Opalinata; Blastocystidae
Exons: 6
Coding region: 1-576 (191 amino acids)
Source: RefSeq, a predicted model, not a curated record
AUGGAGGAAGGACAGAACUGGGUGGAUGAAAGCACCAUCUCUGCGAAUCAAUUAUGGAGUUCAUCUCAAUUGAACAUAAGAGAUGUCAAAGAGGAGUCGGAUGAUGAAGAGAAACCUCAAAAUCAACAGAGGUACACUGAGUCAUUGCAAAGCAAUUUUUAUUUCUAUGCAUUCCUUAUGAUAUCGAUAGCUUCCUAUGCCAUUGCUAUGCUGAAGUACUUCCCAAACAUAGAAAACCAAUGUCAGUUUUAUUCCUUUUGGAUGGGUUUUGGAUCUAUCUCGUGUAUUGCAGCAGUUGCUCAAUUUGAAGGUUAUGGACAGUUCUUUGGAAGACUUUUCGAAAAAAGAAUACUGCCCCUGUCUCUUUGUUUUUGUCUAUCUCUUUUUGGUUGCAUUUUUUCAGGACUUCGAAAUCAGUGUUUUGUGAGUGUUAUCAAUUCGAUUAUUCAGUGUUUGUGCCUUGUAAUUCUCUUCAGUCUGUACACAUCAACUCCAUUUACCUUUUUCUUGAGUAAUAAUACUACAGCUGUACGUUUAGCACUAGGCCCAUUCGCUGUUCAAAAAGCAAAGGACUGA